Molecule: messenger RNA, 699 nt
Organism: Aureobasidium melanogenum CBS 110374
Lineage: Eukaryota; Fungi; Ascomycota; Dothideomycetes; Dothideales; Saccotheciaceae
Exons: 3
Coding region: 1-699 (232 amino acids)
Biological process (GO): DNA-templated transcription; transcription initiation at RNA polymerase III promoter
Cellular component (GO): RNA polymerase III complex
Source: RefSeq, a predicted model, not a curated record
AUGUAUAUCAUUGUCACAAUCGCGGACUUGAUCCAAAUCUCACCACAAGACUUUGAAAAGCGCAGCGCGCAAGCAAUCGAAGACAACAUAAACGCCAAAUAUGCAGACAAAGUAAUCCACCGCGUCGGCCUCUGCGUAGCCCUCUACGACAUCCUUCAAACCAGCGAAGGUCUCAUCGGCCACGGCACCGGCAUCGUAAACGUCAAUGUCGACUUUCGCAUGAUUGUCUUCCGUCCCUUCAAGGGUGAAAUCCUGAUGGGCAAAAUCCUCAGUGCCUCUGAUAUGGGUAUUAGAAUCUCCAUGGGCUUUUUUGAUGAUAUCUUUGUGCCGGCGCCAGCAAUGCUGUUUGAUCCUGCAAAGUAUAUCAUGACUGAGGAUGGAGAGUGGGUAUGGGUUUGGGAAUCUGCGCCGGAAAACUUGCUUUACUUUGAUGUCAACGAGAUGGUUCGCUUCCGCGUCGAGGCCGAGACGUGGACAGAUCUGUCUCCCGAGAAGCAACCUGCACCGGGCGAGGAGGUCGAAACUUACAGACGCUCACCAUACGAGAUUACUGCAUCUAUGCAACUUAGUGGUCUCGGUCCAGCUCUCUGGUGGAAAGAGCCAGAUGAAGAAGAAGUGGCCGAAGACGAGGAGGAAAUGGAUGGCGGCGCAGAAGACAUGAAUGGCGAUGUUGUCGACGAGAUGGAUGAGGGAGCUUAG